AUGGGCCAUGAAAAAUGGCUAUGCCCUCUACUCCUGCUUUUUGCGUUCACUGUCUUGGUGAACAAAUUCUUCUGGAUCUUUCUCAUUACCCAUCGCGCUGAACAAGUUGUCAGCAUCAAAAAGAAUGAUCAGCCGAUCCAGGACUUGCAGGGCCCAAUUGAAGACAACGCCGGCAAGAUCACAGCUCAGCUGAGGAGGCAGGAAAAGCCCUUUUACGAAUACUUUCAUCCUGCCAUGGGAAUUUGCGACACUGUUACCAGUUACGGCGGCUUUAUGGUUGAGCUGAAAAGACUGCUGAUAAAUACGACGGCUAUUGAGGGCAAGCUUGGCGGUGAAGACUACGAAUCAGUAAUGUUUCAAGAUGAGGAGAGCGAGUACGUGAAGCUAGGCAGAAACACCUUUGCGGUAGAAUGUGCAGCUUUUCACAAACUUGAUAAGUAA
This is a messenger RNA of Dibothriocephalus latus, 441 nucleotides long. The record is from the annotation of a GenBank genome assembly. NCBI's taxonomy places the organism in Eukaryota, Metazoa, Platyhelminthes, Cestoda, Diphyllobothriidea, Diphyllobothriidae.